CUAGAAGCGGCAGGAGGCGAGGUAUCUCGCGGUUGGUUACUGUCCUCCGUCCCGUGUGAGGGAGGUGGAGGGUCUCAAUUCUUGACUGCUUGGAGCGUCCGCCAUGAGGAGAAGUGAAGUGCUAGCAGAGGAGUCCAUCGUAUGCCUCCAGAAAGCUCUGAGUCACCUUCGGGAAAUAUGGGAAUUAAUUGGGAUUCCAGAGGAACAGCGAUUACAAAGAACCGAGGUUGUGAAGAAGCACAUCAAGGAUCUUCUGGAUAGGAUGAUUGCUGAAGAGGAGAGUCUGAGGGAACGGCUUCUCAAAAGCAUAUCCAUCUGUCAGAAGGAGCUGAGUACCCUGUGCAAUGAGUUGCAAGUGAAGCCAUUUCAGGAAGAAGAAAAAGAGACAACUGUUUUGCAAUUAGAAAAGGAUUUGCGCACUCAAGUAGAAUUUCUGAGAAAACAGAAAAAGGAGAGAAAGCAAGAACUUAAGCUACUCCAAGAACAAGAUCAAGAACUUUGUGACAUUCUUUGUACGCCUGUAUAUGAUGUGGACAGCACUUCUGUCCCCUCCUUAGAAGAGCUGAACCUGUUCCGACAACAUGUGGCAACUUUGAGGGAAACCAAGGAAUCUAGGCACGAGCAGUUUGUUAACAUUAAAAAACAAAUCAUAUUGUGUAUGGAAGAAUUAGAACACACUCCUGACACAAGCUUUGAAAAAGAUGCAGUGUGUGAAGAUGAAAGUGCCUUCUGUCUGUCACUGGAGAACAUUGCAGCCCUGCAGAAGCUGCUGCAGCAGCUGGAAGUUAAAAAAUCAAAAAAUGAAGCAGAGUGUGAAGGGCUCCGUGCUCAGAUCCGAGAGCUCUGGGAUAGGUUACAAGUACCUGAAGAAGAGAGAGAACCUGUGGCUGCAAUUAUGACUGGAUCAAAAGCCAAAGUCAGGAAUGCGCUGCAAUUAGAAGUUGAUCGCUUAGAAGAACUGAAAAUGCAAAACAUAAAGCAAGUGACUGAGACAAUUCGAGUGGAGCUGGCUCAGUUAUGGGACCAGUGUUUUUAUAGCCAAGAACAGAGACAAGCUUUUGCCCCUUACUAUUCUGAGGACUACACAGAAAACCUGCUUCACCUUCAUGAUGCUGAGAUUGUAAGGCUACGAAACUAUUAUGAAGUUCAUAAGGAACUAUUUGAAGGUGUCCAGAAGUGGGAAGAGAGCUGGAAACUCUUCCUGGAGUUUGAGAGAAAAGCUUCAGAUCCAAGCCGGUUUACAAACCGAGGGGGAAAUCUUCUAAAAGAAGAAAAAGAACGAGCAAAGCUCCAGAAAACACUCCCAAAGUUGGAAGAGGAAUUGAAAGCACGGAUUGAAAAGUGGGAACAAGAACAAUCAAUGGCAUUUAUGGUGAAUGGGCAAAAAUUCAUGGAGUAUGUUACACAACAAUGGGAAUUACAUCGGUUGGAGAAAGAAAAUGCCAAACGGGAAAGACAACUAAAGAACAAGAAGCAGACAGAGACAGAGAUGCUCUAUGGCAGUGCUCCCCGGACACCCAGCAAGAGGCCAGGACUGACUCCCAACAAGCCUGGCAAAGUACGCAAGAUGAACACUACCACCCUGUCCAGUGCUACACCCAACAGCAGUAUUCGACCUGCCUUUGGUGGAACAAUGUACCGUUCCCCUGUAUCCCGACUACCUCCUUCUGGCAGCAAGUCAGUAAUCACUUCUAUGUGUUCUGGAAAGAAAACACCUAGAGCUGCCCGCCUCAGGGCCAACAAGGAAAACAUGGAGAUCGAUGGCAGCAUGCUGAGCGGUGGGUACUCCGGCUCGACCCCCCUCCAGCACAACUGCAGCAUUAAGUCUAUUGCCAGCACCUAUUCUGAGUUUUCGAAGGACCCGUCCCUCUCUGACAGCUCCACUGUUGGGCUUCAGCGAGAACUUUCAAAGGCUUCCAGAGCUGAUGCUACUUCUCGAAUCCUCAAUUCAACCAACAUCCAAUCCUGAGACUCCUUGACCAGUUAGCCAGCUGUGGCUUCCUGUGCCUAGCCUGGAAUGACUUAUGCAGGGAAUGACCUAUAGUUUUUCUUCACUUUAAAUGUUUGAAACAACCUUGGGCGGGUUCUGUUAGAUGGACCUAACUUAAGACUUGAGUACAAUAGGUUGAAAACCCUUCAUAGGUGUAGUGGGUCCACAGAGACACCCUCAAAUCUAGUUAUGACUGUUAAGUACCAGAUGUUAAAAUUUGUACUAAGUUUUUUCCUCUACCCCAUAAUUCUACUUAAAGAAUGAUCAAGGGUUUGUCUUACUUAACUACAAUAUUGGAAAGUGAUUGUACCCAGUCAUGGGGUAUGAAUUAGCAAUU
Phodopus roborovskii (desert hamster) is the source of this 2327-nucleotide messenger RNA. RefSeq names its product protein regulator of cytokinesis 1 (gene Prc1). Lineage: Eukaryota; Metazoa; Chordata; Mammalia; Rodentia; Cricetidae. The record is from RefSeq and is a predicted model, not a curated record. The transcript has 15 exons. Gene Ontology annotation, cellular component: spindle; cytoplasm; mitotic spindle midzone. Gene Ontology annotation, biological process: microtubule cytoskeleton organization; mitotic spindle midzone assembly. The coding region runs from base 104 to 1969 and encodes 621 amino acids. Gene Ontology annotation, molecular function: microtubule binding.